CUUCUGCUGAAUCUUCUUUGACCGGAGUCUGCGUGCAGUCUUUGGUCCGGCGGAGUUGGUUCGACGUUUAUUUCCCAACAUUUCUCCGUCCAGGAAUACAAAAGUGAUGCACCUCCGUGACCGUCCGCAUCCAGUGGCAGAGGAGGACAAGCGGUGACAACUUUUAUAUCACGUUUCAUCUCUACGAACGGAGUACUUCUAUUUUUUUUCACCCGAAGAAGAAGAAGACGCUGAGUGUUGCGUCCUCAAGAAAUGUCGGACUGCUUUUAAAGAAACUUUUUCUGUAUCCAUGUGGGAAAGGAAACACUUCAGAGUCACUUCUGCUACUUUGUUGUGUCUGUACGGGUUGUGAGCUGUCGUGUUUCAUCGCAGGAAUGCCUCAUUUGUAGCUCCAUGUUAAAUCUUUUUGCCGUCCAGCGGGCUCUACUGGAUAUAAACGAGGACGUGUUUUUUUUUUUUGCGCAGUAAUUUGGUGUAGAUGGAUCGCCAGUCCAGUUUCAUUUCCAUUUGGCUUCAACUGGAACUUUGUGCCAUGGCUGUUCUUCUUACUAAAGGAGAAAUAAGGUGUUACUGUGACGCACCGCACUGUGUAGCCACCGGAUACAUGUGCAAAUCAGAACUGAAUGCCUGCUUCACAAAGGUCCUGGACCCUCUCAAUGCAAACUCUCCCCUCACGCACGGGUGUUUAGACCCCAUCGCCAACGCAGCAGACGUCUGCAGCAGCAGCAGCAGCAGCUCGAGGGUCUUGGACGCCCUCAGUGGAGCCUCGUCUGCGACGCUGGAGUGCUGCCACGAUGACAUGUGCAACUACAGAGGCCUGCAUGACCUGGCGCACACCAGGGACUCGACAGAUCACAGUCGGUACCAGCCAGACGGCAACAACAGGAACCUGGUGACCCGGGUUCAGGAGCUGGCCUCGGCUAAGGAGGUUUGGUUCCGGGCAGCGGUGAUCGCAGUCCCCAUUGCCGGCGGCCUCAUCCUGGUGCUGCUCAUCAUGCUGGCGUUGAGAAUGCUACGCAGCGAGAACAAGCGUCUGCAGGACCAGCGGCAACAGAUGCUGUCGCGGCUCCACUACAGCUUCCACGGCCAUCACACCAAGAAGGGUCACGUGGCAAAGCUGGACCUGGAAUGCAUGGUUCCCGUGACAGGACACGAGAACUGCUGCCUGACCUGCGAUAAGAUGAGGCAGGCCGACUUAGGCAAUGACAAGAUCCUGAGUCUGGUGCACUGGGGGAUGUACAGCGGACAUGGCAAGCUGGAGUUUGUAUGACUCCUGCUGGGACUUUGUGACACAAACAGCCAGGACUGCCUCGAAAUCGUUGGCUUUUGCUUUUUUUUUUAACUUUAAAAGACAUUCCCUUUAUUCGUCCAUUGGACUUUUGGGUUUGAGUUUUUAUUUUAACCAGUGGCGAAAAAAUACGAGACUGAUCUCAUGCCGUGUGGUUUUUGCUAGAGGAGCACUUUACUUGAAAAUGAAAGAGCAAAGCAGCGAGGAGCUGUAUUUAAACUUGAGCGGGCAGGACUGAGGUGGAGUGAGAGCUUUGUCCCUGCUCCGGAGGAUCCUGGACUUUUUUCUACACUGAGCGCUGAAGGAUUCCAAAUCUGUCUUAUUUGCACAUUUGUAAAAAAAAAAAAAAAAAAGAAAGUAAAAAAAAGUUGUCGUUGCUUAAAACAAGAAUUUUACACUGACACCAGGGUACAAACAAUGAGUUGUUUUUCUUGAGGAGUAAAAAAGAAUCAGUGUUUGACUGUAGAUGUGCACACUCCUCUGUGUACGUUUCAUGAUUCAAGCUUAUUGUAAAGAUUUAAAUAUAUCUAUUUUUGUCUGAUAAAGUGACCUGUUCGUGUCUUGUUCUGGGUGAAUGUCCAACAUCUCUCUGUGAUCAGACUAUAAGCUUGAUUGUGAGUGUGAAAGAAAACUUCCAUUAAAAUGACUUUUUAUUUA
Messenger RNA from Labrus mixtus (cuckoo wrasse), 1945 nucleotides. It is a transcript of the gene bambia, whose product is annotated as BMP and activin membrane-bound inhibitor (Xenopus laevis) homolog a. The record is from RefSeq and is a predicted model, not a curated record. The transcript has 3 exons. Bases 479 to 1270 code for a protein of 263 amino acids. Lineage: Eukaryota; Metazoa; Chordata; Actinopteri; Labriformes; Labridae. Gene Ontology annotation, biological process: transforming growth factor beta receptor signaling pathway; negative regulation of transforming growth factor beta receptor signaling pathway; positive regulation of canonical Wnt signaling pathway. Gene Ontology annotation, molecular function: frizzled binding.